UUUGUUUACAACGUUACAUCUGUUAUCAUGUUCAUAAAUUCUGUUUCUACGUAAAUGUUUGCAUAAAUAAUUGUUAUUUUAACUUUAAAGCAAAUAUCUGUGAAAGUCACUAGCAGAAAAAAUUGUUAACGUACCAGUUUAAAUAUAACCUCAAAAUGGCAAUAUUGCAUUAUAUCGCAUUCUCUCUUCUCGUUACCGGCUGUCUGAGCCAAAGACCGUCUUACGCUGGAAGCAGGCCGAUUGGGUACCCAGAAAUCGAAACUACUCCUUCAUCUGGAUUACUAGGAAACAGAUUUGGAAAUGAUGAGCGUGUUCAAGUGCUACCUCUGGAUGCGUUGAACGACAGAAACUUGGUGUUGCGUAUAAGUAGGUUGCCGAUAGACAAACAACCAUUCUGGUUUAUUAACUGGAGAGCUGUAGAAGCUAAUAGGAGAAGGCCACAGACUUACGAACAGCGACAAAGUCCAUUCCUCGAACCUAUAAACCAAAAUCAAGGCAACGAAUUCAACUUUUAAAAUAUACAAACAUUUAAAUUUAUAAUGUGGGUUACAAUAAAUAAAAGGUUGCAAAAUGUA
This is a messenger RNA of Papilio xuthus (Asian swallowtail), 575 nucleotides long. RefSeq lists its product as uncharacterized. The transcript has 3 exons. Bases 156 to 515 code for a protein of 119 amino acids. The record is from RefSeq and is a predicted model, not a curated record. NCBI's taxonomy places the organism in Eukaryota, Metazoa, Arthropoda, Insecta, Lepidoptera, Papilionidae.